Molecule: messenger RNA, 6722 nt
Organism: Canis lupus familiaris (dog)
Lineage: Eukaryota; Metazoa; Chordata; Mammalia; Carnivora; Canidae
Gene: PRRG3
Product: proline rich and Gla domain 3
Exons: 5
Coding region: 1002-1697 (231 amino acids)
Cellular component (GO): extracellular region
Molecular function (GO): calcium ion binding
Source: RefSeq, a predicted model, not a curated record
CGAGCAGCCCCAGGAGAAGAGUGUGCCCGGGCCAGAGGCUGGCGCUCCUGGGCAGGGCGCAGCUGGCGGGCGACGGUGGGCAAGGACGGGCACGUUAAGGGCUGGCAUGAGCGGAAGGGGACCAGGAGGGCCCAGAGUUGGAGUUGGAGCAUAAUUUGGGAGUUUCAUGUCACUGGGUGGGUUGAUGAGUCAUGAGCUUUGGCGAUCACAGAAGCCUUUCCUGGCGACAGCUAGUUCUGAGUGAGGGGAAUGAAAAGGGCUAGGAUUGGGAGAAGUGGUUUGCAGGCCACGUCUUGGGACACCUGGUGCUCUGAUGGCCUCCUGUCUCCAUGCGAGGGAUUUGGGGAGCGACCUUUCAGACUGCUGUGAUUUGGCUGCCUCAGCCCAGGCUGGGGUUAAGGAAGGUCUUUGUGGCGGCCUGUCCCUGCCUUCCUUCCUCUCCAGGCCCUCAGGAUUCAGCUGUGUUCCUGGGGGGAGUGGGUUAAAAAUUCCUUGGGCCUACAAUCAGCCUUACAGUAUCCACCAGGGGUAGGAGGGACAUCAUGUAUAUGCGUGACUGCAGCAGCAUUCUCUGUCUGGAGCCCUCACGCUUCCUCACUGUUGCCAUAGCAACGCCCUAUUGAUGGUGUAUUUAUAGGGGAAGAAGCAGGCGCUAAAUUUUGGGGAAGGAGGGGGAGGCGGCCUCGCAGCAGCAGCAGCAGCAGCAGCAGCAGCAGUAAUGGUGGCUGCAGAAUUGUUAAUGGAGUGUGCCAUUCCCUCCUACGUGUUUGCCGAUCGGAUUGGAAGGUAUAUUUGAAAUACACACAAGGCCCUGCACCUGUGAAUAGAAAAGCGUGUGCCACGCUGCCAAGGAGGAGCAUAGGUGCUUCACCAGCUGGGCUUCACGGUCAGCGUUAACACUGAGCUUCCUGGCAGCCGAGGUGAAAAGGGUAGCACGACGGGUUGCACGUUCCCGUGUCUUGCGUCCAGGCAAGUGAGACGCUGGAGCUGAGGGAGCAGCCAUGGCAGUGUUCCUGGAGGCCAAGAAUGCCCAUUCGGUCCUGAAACGGUUCCCCCGCGCCAAUGAGUUCCUGGAGGAGCUGCGCCAGGGCACCAUCGAGCGAGAGUGCAUGGAAGAGGUCUGCAGCUACGAGGAGGUCAAGGAGGUGUUCGAGGACAAAGAGAAAACGAUGGAGUUCUGGAAGGGGUAUCCGAACGCCGUCUACUCGGUCCGAGAUCCGGCCCAAAGCUCAGAUGCCAUGUACGUGGUGGUGCCCCUUCUGGGGGUGGCGCUCCUGAUCGUCAUCGCCCUGUUCAUCAUCUGGAGGUGCCAGCUGCAGAAAGCCACCCGUCACCACCCGUCGUACGCGCAGAACCGGUAUCUCGCCAGUCGUGCCGGGCACAGCCUGCCCCGGGUCAUGGUGUACCGGGGCACUGUGCAUAGCCAGGGGGAGUCCUCUGGGCAUCGUGAGGCGGGGGGCAACCCGCAGGUGGUGCUGGGGCCCAGUCGCGGGGGCAGAGCCACGGUCCGCCUCGAGAGCACCCUCUACCUCCCUGAGCUCUCUCUCUCCAGGCUGUCCAGUGCCACCCCUCCCCCGUCCUACGAGGAGGUGACCGCGCCUCAGGAGAGCAGCAGUGAGGAGGCGAGUGUCUCUUACAGCGACCCACCCCCAAAGUAUGAGGAGAUAGUGGCCACCAACCCCGGCUCGGACAAGUAGUAGGACUUCUGUCCUGUCCGGAGUGAAAGCCUCUUUUCAGGGGUCUCCUAUUUUCUUUUUAACUUUUUAAAGACUGUGCCACCACAAAACAGCCUUAGCCUCCUGUUGCCAAAUAAUUUCCUAACCGUGGAUUUGUAGGAAGUCAGCUGUCAGAGACAGGUCGGGGGGGGGGGGGUAGGGAACACACAUGCGUCAAAGCCCCUGGGGGAGCCACAGGCCAGAGAGCCCAGCUCUCCCAGAAGCCCCCAUGCUCCCGCCAUCCUGUCCUCCCAUCAGGAACUGGCUUCUCUUAUGCCAAAGGUAUUAGCCCAUUGAGUGGAUUGUGGCCCGAAUGUGCGUAGGCUCAGGCCCCGGGGCCGUGUGGCGGGCUGGAGACCUGUGUGUGUCUGGCUGGGAGCCUAGGGCACAGAGGUUGAGGGAGAGAAGCUAGGUGAUCAGCAGUCCCUUUUCCUCCCCUGUCUUCUGCUUUCCGUCCUUGCUUAACAUUUUGAGGACGGGGACAAGGACUGAACAACAACCACAAAAAAGAGUAAUAAUGAGUAAAUAAACGACCAACACAAUAAAGCAAAACAAUACAACCUGGGCCAUUCAUAGGGGACCGAGGGACAUCAGAUCUGUGAUACUCCCCUGCCCCGACACCCACCUCCACACACGCUCAUGACCAGAUUAAAAGGAAUAUCUGGAGCCAGCUGGAAGGAGGACGGGUUGUGUGAAGGAUGAGGGGCACGGGGCUGGCUGCCAGAUUGAGUGAGAGGCCUGUGCGAACUUUGCUAUCCUGGAAGCUAGCUCUGGUUCUAGUGUGCUUGGCCUUCUGAAGACCUUGGCUUUCUAGAUGUGUACCGGCUGUGCUAAAGCCACUACCCACUGGCCUGAGCCCAAUCGUAGCUCUGGGAACACUAAUGCUGGUGACCCUGCCUGGGGAGCCCCUGGCCUCUGAGUGCUCAGGGCUACAAGCCUGGGCCAGAGCGCUGGAGUUCUGUCCUACUGAGGCUGAUAGUACCCUGGGAUGACAAAACCCAAGAACUUGGCCUCCUCAGCUUUGAACUUUGAGGAUACUUCCCUUUUCGUGAGCAGGUGCAUUGAGUUGAACUUGAACUUCAGUUGACUGAUUUCUCCUUAAUAAUGGUGCUCACCUGGGGAAAAGAUCCCAAAGUGUCCCUUUCUAGAACUUCCUUGGCAGGGGAGGUGGGGAAGCCCGUGACCUGGGGUUGAAGACGCCUUCGGGGUUUCCUGUGUUAUGGCCAGGUGCUGGUCCAUUUUUAGUGACCCCUCUCUGCGGCCCAGGAGCUGUCCACUUCUGCAUUUCAGGGAGGUUUUGGACAGCAGUGGGGCAGGAGUGACCUGCCCUUGAACUGACCGUGACCACGUAAAAGAUUCUCGACACCGCUUCCCCCCUAGCCCUGCAUGUCCGUCCUCCUGGCCUCGGAGCCAAAUCACUUUUUCUCUGUGGUGCUUAAAAUAAUGUAGCAAAUCUUUGUGGGGUCCAUUAGAGUGCACAGCCAGGGUCUAUUGGCAACCACAGCAGUUCAAAACCCACUGACAAGACAAGCUUCUCUCCGUCCAAACAGCUCUCCAAGGCAGGCAUCGGGCCUCGUCCUUUGACCGCAGCCCUGCCUCGAGGCCGCGGGUGACUUCUGGAGGCCCCUCCCAUCCUGAACACUUGCCCUGGGACACACUUCAAGUUUAGGAGACUUGUAUUCUUAUCCCACUGAGGCCACCGACUUCGACAGCUUGACCCGGUGGCUGGGUUUUUCCAUCCUCCCCCCACCUCCCGGACCCAAGGGAGGCUGACUGAGCUAAUAAUGCCUGUGCAGUUCCUGAAGCAUCAGGGAGCUAGUGCAGUUUGCCCUUAAGAAGAUGCUUCUGGAAAUGUGUAGCUUACAGGAGACCCGUCUCAUGGGGGCCUUCACGUGACUCUGAUGUUGAGUCUCGACUUGGGGAGUCAGUGUCCUGCCGGGUGAUGCUUUCUGUUCUCUCGUCUGUCCUUCCAUGAGAGCUCCCUGAUGCCACAGGUGCCAACCAGGUGCAUCCCACCUUCCCUUCCUUCCUCUUCUCCCUCUGGACCUCUAACAUGACACUCCUGCCCUUCUUCACAAAGGGAUUUUUAGCCUAGAAGGGCCCUGCUCUUUCCACGACGGAGGCUGCGGUCUCUCCUAUUUGGCCUGUGGUGGAGGACCCGGGGGCAGCCCGAGGCCUGUGAGCCACCUGGGAGCGGGGGAGAAGACCCUGACCCCCCCCACCCCCCGCCCCGUGUGUCUCUUCCCCACUGAGAAGAGAGCCGGGCACAGGCCCCGCUGACCAGAGCCAAAGGGAGCAUGCCAAGGAAGGCCUGCUGCAUUUGGCAUCCGCGGAGCCCUGCCCUGCCAAGCCGGGUGGAGCUGGGAGGGAGCGGGAGGCAGGAGCCUGGCCUGCGGGAGGGCAGCACAUGCUGCGUCCUUGGGCGCCAGGCCAGCGAGUGCGGGCCUGCAGGGAGAGCUCGAGAGCAGCUCCUGGGGCCCUGUGUGCUCCCGCUAAGGUGCUCCGCGAGAUUCUAACAGGUGGGCUUGCCACCGUGGUCUCUGGGACGUUUUUUGCAGUCUAUUGUAGAAAACAAAGUCUAUAGUACACAAGGGUCAUAACUCCUCACGGUGCACACUCGGCUUUUACGAAUGCUCUGUAUAUACCUUUUCAAACUGUGUCUUUGUAUGGACGUUGGUUUGAUACAAUGCUAAAUCUGUAGUAGCUACAUUUUUGUUGUAUUGGGACCUGUGUGCGUGUGUGUGUGCGCGCGCGCGUGCGUGCGCCUGUGCAUGCGUGCCUGUACACGUGUGCACGUUGCCUUUUUCUCAUAUGCUUAUCUGAAACAAUAGCCGGUGUGUGGCUAUAUUUGUACCAGGAGGGUUCCGGUCUGAAGGGAGGAAUGUCACCUCCUGGGGCUGGACAGCCUUUUGACGGGACCCUGAGGGAGGAAAGCUGAGAUUGGCUGUCCAAGCCCCGCAGAGUCACCACCUUCUGCCCCCACUUCACGAAAAGUUUUAGGAGAAGACUAAGCAGCUCCACCCUGUGGGCCUCUGCCCUGUGGGACCCCCCCACGCCCUUCUGGCACCGUGUCCCCCACCUCUGCCCCUGUUCUGCGGGUCUCAACAGCUGAAGGAGAUCUGAGCACUCCUGGGCCUUUUUCUUUUUCCAUUUUCUUUUGUGGUGGAACAAAUGUGUGACUCUUGCCUUUGGAAAUGGUGGGGCUAGUUGUUCAGAUAUUUUUCAUGAAGACAAAAAAAAAAAAAGAGAAAAGGCUUUAAAACACUUUUUAAGACUUUUUAAAACGAGAAUCGCAAACCUGUCCCUCCACGCUGCUCCCCAUCGCCUGGGGUUCUUCAAAAUGAAAGCACAAGAGAAAGAGUGAAGCGCACAGGUGCCCAGCAACACCAAGCAGGCUGACCUGGAGGCCAGGAGCCUCCUCUUCCGCUUGUGAAUCCCACUGCCAUUAGUGCGAAUUCCUUAGGGUGCUUGGGAAAACAGGAAUCUGCCCGGUGGGUUGGAUGUUGCCUUUCUGGUGGCCUGAAUAUGAGGAAUUCAGGACAGGAAAGUGUCUUUUUUUGUUAAGGAGUUUGAACCAGAUGGUUCCUCUCUGGCUGCGGGUUGAUCUUUUGACAACCGAAUGGCAUCCCUUGAGAAGAAGGAAAAAACAACACUGCCUCUAGAUUGUUCUUUUGUCUGGGGAAAGGGGUGGGGAGGGGGGCUCUUUUUCACCUACGCCCUGUGUUUCUAGGAGUGUGCCUGUGUGCUGUGUCUUGCACGUGCCCUCACGUUCAAGGCUGAGAUGGAGAGCUGGGCAGCAAAGCUUUCCAGCUUGACAAGUAAUGAAGCUCCAUUUCAGGAUUGUGCCGAUUCAGAAACAAGCACAUCCUCCCCACCGAACUCUGCUCCUACUAAUCAGUAUAAUUAGCUAAUUUCAAAGUACUGUAAUCAGACUGCCUGCAACCAUGGUAAAAGCCUAUUAAUUUGAAGCCCACUAAUUCAGAACUUAUAGACAAAUCACAACUUAUCUUAUUAAAUUAUCUUAAUUCACGGUAUCUGCGAUUCUUGCUCCGUAGAAAGGUUUGACAUAGUCUUCGCGAUGUUAGUCGAUGUUCAGGGUCCUAUGUGUAAGAGGGAUCUAGUUAAAAUGAGCACUUUUUUUUUCAAAGAAAAGGCUCAAGAUAUCAGGGAUCCCUUCACCGUGCCUUCAGCUUUGGGGUUCAGCAAUUCUCGUGUGUGAGGCUCUUUGUGCGUAGGAUGGUCUCUUGGUCUCUCUCCAUUGCGGGAAGGGUGGGUGCUGUAGCUUUUCAUUCUCGUAGCCUGCAAUUUAAAGUAACGUAGCUGUGUAUCUUGCUAAAUAUUCUGUGAAGCCGAUGUUUUGCUAUCAGACUGGCCACUCCCAUCAUUCGCCCCCAAAUAUUGAACGUAGGGAGCUUUUCCUUUCACAGGCUGUGGGCGGCGAGUCUCUCUCUAGCAAGAAUUUCUCUGACAAGGAUAUCCAAACAGCACACCCCCUCGGGCUCAUUGCCUCAACAGUUGUUCUACUGUACUGAGACAUCUGACCGUUGCACAGUGCCUGCCCCUCCCCCGCCCCCAGCCUGAGCAUUAACACAGAUAUUCAAGAUUGAAACAAAUCCCACAGCUGCUUUUGCCUCCCUAUCUGUCUCCCCUUCCGGAUGCCACUUUCCCAGGCCUGAACACACCUGCUAUUUCACUCUGUGAUUGUGAAUUUGUGACAGUGGAAACCCUGAUAUGUGCAACUGAGCUUCUAGACAUGAUUACUGUGAAAUGGAUUCAUUUUGGUACCACUUUAAACUGUGCUUGUAUUCAUGUGUUGACCCAUGUCAGCUGGGAAAUCUGUACAUUCAGUAGUAUGUCAGGAUUUCACUGGAGCCUGGGAGCAACCAACCCUCUUGCUUCUGAUUCUUUCUCUCUCUCUCUUUUUAUAAUUGUUGAGUUUAGCUGUUCGACUUUGUCUCUUUCUGUACAAGAAGAUAAUUAAUAAUAAUAAAGAGCACAUGGCAUUCA